AUGAGUCAAGACAACACACCCGUUCCCUCGACUGAGGGAGCAACCCAAGGUCAGACCAUGUCUGAAGCCGAGCUGGACCAGAUGCAGAGCAUCCUCGACUUUGUCUACGACUACAGAACCCCCGACGGCCAUGACCCUUCCAAAGUCUUCCACCGCAAGGUUAAUAAGCGCGCACUUCCACACUACUACGAGGUCAUUAAGGAUCCCAUGGCUAUGAGCACUAUCAAAGCAAAGAUCAACACCAAAGAGUACAAGAGCUGGUCAGAAUUUGUGCGCGACUGGGCUCUGAUCUUCCACAACUGUCAAACCUACAACAGACCCGACGCCGGCGCAUACCAGGAUGCCUUGACCCUCCGCGACGUCGUCAGCACCGAAUUGAAGAAGCUCGUCCAACUCAACGUCAUCUCAGAAGAAGUCGCCAAAUUCCCCUACCUAGGCGAGAUCCCGCCCGCCGACGACCUUGCCGAGGAAGAUGAUGACGAGGAAGACGAAGACGAUGAAGAGGAUGACGACAUAGGCGGCGACGAUUCAGACGAAGAUGGCACCAAACGUAAGAGGAAGCGUGGUCGUCCUUCAAAACGCGACCGUGAUCUGGACAAAGACGACGAUCCCGAGACCAGAAAGAAGAGGGGCAGACCACCAAAGGUGCUCACUCCCGUCGAAGCUCGCAUCCAAGCUGUGCUCAAGGGCAUCAGAAAACCCAAGGGGCCCGGUGGACUGAAGAUCGCAACGUUUGAACGCCUGCCCGACAAACAAGCCAUGCCCGAGUACUACGCUGAGAUCCGAGAGCCCAUGGCAUUCGACGUGCUGAAGCGCAAGCUCAAGAGGAAAAAAUACCAGUCGCUCGAGCAGUUCAUGAGAGAUGUCGACCUCAUGUUCAACAACGCAAAAGCAUACAACGAGGAUGACAGUCAGAUCUACAGGGACGCCGUCGAGUUGCAAACCGAGGCGCACCGUCUGGCCAAUGAGGAGCGCAGCAAGCCCGACACCGAUUAUGCUAUGGACGAAGGCAGAAUCCCUCUGCCCAACGGAAUCCUCUACAAUGGCGAGCUCUACAAGGUCGGCGAUUGGGUCCACGUACAGAACGCAAACGACCUGACCAAGCCCGUUCCCUGCCAGAUCUACCGCACCUGGCAAGACCCCCAAGGCGGCCAAUGGGUCAACGUCUGCUGGUACUACCGUCCUGAGCAGACAGUGCACCGCUUCGACAAGCACUUCCUGGAGAACGAAGUAGUCAAGACGGGCCAGUACCGCGAUCACCGUGUUGACGAGAUCGUUGGCAGGUGCUUCAUCAUGUUCACCACACGCUACUACAAGGGCCGCCCUCGCCGUCAACCCGCAGAUCUGGACAUCUACGUGUGCGAGGCUCGCUACAACGAGGAGAAGUUCAAAUUUAACAAAAUCAAGACGUGGGCUAGCUGCUUGCCCGACGAGGUGCGCGACAGAGACUACGAGAUGGAUCUGUUCGACAUGCCGCGCAAGAUGAGGAAGGUACCCAGUCCGAUUGCAUACCUCCUGAAGGACACAGACAAGGAGACGGACGACAUGCCCAAGCCUGAGUGGGGAGCGGAGAAUGCUCCUCCCAAGAUUGGUGCUGUCCACAGACGCUCGCGCGAUCCCAGAGACUCUCCUCCUCCAGAGCCUACACCCUCGCCUCCACCCGCGCCAGUUGUUCCUCAAGUCCAGGCUCGUCAAUCUAUGCAAAUGUCGCCCUCCAAUCCUGCUGCCACCAUGCAAGCAUAUUCGCCCAUGCAGGCACAGAUGACGCCUAUGCAAACGGCCGUCCAGCCCAUCCGUCCCAUGCAAUCCAUGGCUCGUCCUUCGCACACUCCUGCUGUUCAGCACUACACACAGAACCAUUCCGCUUCUCCCGCACCUAUGCCUAGCCUCCAUCGCGGAUCUUCUGGCUCCUUCAAUCCCGCCACCCCUCAACACACAACCACCAUGCCUCUGCCUCGCACCACCAGCCACACCUCGACCUUCCAAACACAACCUCCCGCCAUCCCACCUGCUCCAUCCGCCUCACAAACCCGCUCUUCAUACCGCGACCCCGCACCCAUCGAAGUUUGGACGCUGCCCGACUCAGCAAACGCCAGCAUCCCACCCGAGAUCCGCAACAUGUACCAAACCGACGAUCAAGGCCGCAUCCUCUUCUUCCCCACCCCUCCCGUCCAGCUCGCCGACGAACCCAACGACCCCAACAAGAAUCUCGGCCACAGCCUCCACUACAUGGCCGAAAAGUCGCGCCGCACUCAAGAAAUCGUCGCUCGCCGUAAAGCCUACGAACAAGGCAAGCUCGCCUUCGCAGCCCAGAAAAAGCGUCAACGCGAGAUUGAUGACGAGAUGCGCAAUGCGGACUUCGAAACUCAAAAGAACAGAGCUUUGCAGAUGUUGAAUGAACAUCUCACUCGCAGCACUGCCUGGGAACUCAAAGCCAUGUAUGGAGAAGAAGGCUGGAAGGAUGGCAUGAAUGCUAUGCUGGGUAACUUGGAAGAACAGCAGAAACUCGCUGGGCAGAGAAAGGUGCUUAUGGAGAAGAAUGCUGCUCUCAGGGCUGCUGAGAAGGUGUCCCUCAAGUCGAAUGGUGUUUUGUUUGACAAGGUCGAGGAGGGUUCAACUUUCUGA
Aureobasidium namibiae CBS 147.97 is the source of this 2625-nucleotide messenger RNA. RefSeq lists its product as uncharacterized. Bases 1 to 2625 code for a protein of 874 amino acids. The record is from RefSeq and is a predicted model, not a curated record. Gene Ontology annotation, cellular component: RSC-type complex. NCBI's taxonomy places the organism in Eukaryota, Fungi, Ascomycota, Dothideomycetes, Dothideales, Saccotheciaceae. Gene Ontology annotation, biological process: chromatin remodeling. The transcript has 2 exons. Gene Ontology annotation, molecular function: chromatin binding; protein binding.